GUUGUUUUGAAUGCAGCAUACAUUGCGAUCCCUCUUCAAAAUGGAGCGAGUUUAUACACUUUCGUUGUGACGUCAUGUGCUAAUCGAUCAGAAGGUUUUGGACAAGGCCGGGGCUGGUGCAGUUAAAUAUGUGGUAUUCGUAAUAAUGUAUUUUAGUUGUGUCUAGCUAUGUGUCAACUCUGACAAAUCUUUGCGUCGGGUGAAAUUUAUUUAGGCCUAGCUCUACCUAUUUCCUGCUCAAGUCACAUGAUUGAAUACACCAACCGUGCAGCAGGACUUCGUGAGAUCUGUCUGGCUAGUCUCUACGAAACGGGAGUGUUGACAAGCAGAAGGGUUUGUUUCUCUGAAGAUAUUAUUGUCGUAAAACUUCCACGUGACCGAGGACAGAGGGAUUUAGUAUUUUUGUUGUUGAGUGGACCACACAGGCCUGUCUUUUUAAAGCUGUUCAUCUGUCAAUGCCAGGGUAGCAGCCACAUUGAGGUUUCAGUCUCACAUGGGCAAGAUGGACCGAUCAUAACAAUUACUUCAAAGGUGCAGAUUUGAUUUCGUAAUGACAAGCUGCUGUGCAGAAGAUGACCACACUGUCUGCGACUGAUAUCAUAGAUGUUGGUCAUGGUGAGGUGUUUGACGGGGACCCAGAGCUGCAGCUGGACAUCCUCUGCAGUGGUGACGACCGCAGCAGUGCAGAAAUGAAGCAUGAGGGCAACCUCCUCCCCCUGGAACCACCUGACCAUGCAGGGUUUUCCAGCUCCCCCCAGAAAAGGCCUUCCUCACUAGCUGAGGAGAGCAGCCCAUUGCCCAUGGAGCCCAGUGACAUCAAGGCCGACCCCGCCGGCAGCAUGCCUGCCAACACAGAGGGCCAGCCGGUGAAGAGGAAGAAGGGUCCAGCCCCCAAGAUGCUGGGAAACGAGGUGUGCAGCGUGUGCGGGGACAAGGCCUCAGGCUUCCACUACAAUGUGCUGAGCUGUGAGGGCUGCAAGGGCUUCUUCCGCCGCAGCGUCAUCAAGAGCGCCCAGUAUUCGUGCAAGAACAACGGCCGCUGUGAGAUGGACAUGUACAUGCGCCGCAAGUGCCAGCAGUGCCGGCUGCGCAAGUGCCGUGAAGCAGGCAUGCUGGAGCAAUGCGUUCUCUCAGAGGAGCAGAUCCGAGUGAAAAAGAUGAAGAAGAACGAGGAAGAGACUGCACGCACGUCUGCCGUGGUGACCCCCACCCCGGUGCCAGAGGUGGUCCCGCUGGCGCCCGAGCAGUUGGACAUGAUCGAGAAGCUGGUGGCCAUGCAGAAGCAGUGCAACAAGCGCUCGUUCAUCGACCGCCCCAAAGUCACGCCGUGGCCCCAGAGUCAGGACCCUCAGAACAGGGAGGUGCGGCAGCAGCGCUUUGCCCACUUCACUGAGCUGGCCAUCAUGUCGGUCCAGGAGAUAGUGGACUUUGCCAAGCAGUUGCCUGGCUUCCUAGAGCUCACCAGAGAGGACCAGAUUGCCCUGCUGAAGACCUCAACCAUUGAGAUCAUGCUGCUGGAGACAUCGCGGAGAUACAACCCUGCCAUUGAGAGCAUCACGUUCCUAAAGGACUUCAGUUAUAACAAGGAGGAUUUUGCCAAAGCAGGGCUGCAGUUGGAGUUUAUCAACCCCAUAUUUGAGUUUUCCAAGGGCAUGAACGACCUGCACCUGGACGAGGCGGAGUAUGCUUUGCUCAUCGCCAUUAACAUCUUCUCUGCAGGUCAGAGGUCAAGUGACCGGCCCAAUGUGCAGGACCAUGAACUGGUGGAGCGGCUGCAGCAGCCGUAUGUGGACGCACUUCGUUCUUACAUCAUGAUAAAGAGACCAAACGAUCACCUGAUGUUUCCACGCAUGCUCAUGAAGCUGGUCAGCCUCCGCACCCUCAGCAGCGUCCACUCUGAGCAGGUCUUCGCCCUGCGCCUCCAGGACAAGAAGCUCCCGCCGCUGCUGUCUGAAAUCUGGGACGUCCACGAGUGACUCGGCUGACGCCCUCACGGAACUCUGCUGCGCUUCGCAAACGUGUGUACUUGGAUGGACAUUGGAUCUGUCUUUCAAGUGUCGAAAAAAAGACUUGAGAAUGAAGCGAUGCCUCCAAGGCUACCCAAACACGACGAAUCAAACCUAUAGAUUGGUUGCCAGAUUGGAGGAAUUUAUUUUUUAUUCUAUUUUUUUUUAUGUCUUCUGUGUGGUUUUGCAGGAUAUUGAUAGCCCUCUGUCCUGCAGACUGGGACACUAAUCUCAUGGGGGAGGUUGGGGCACAGAAAUGGAAUGAAUAUAAUUGGUAUUUCUAUGGGUUGAGGAUUGUGCACACCUGAUUUCUGUCCCUUGCCCAUUCCGUUGUAUUAAAGGUGAGACGGCUUGUGGUGAGAUUGUGCUGCCAUGGUCAGUUUGGCUCAGACUUGCUAGCCAGUGUUAACCAUUUAAAUCUGUUAUCUGUUGAUAGUCAGUCUUGUGAUAGACAUAUCUUUAAUGACAAUUGCCAUGAAGAUUCAAUUGCCAAGAAGCUCCACUCUCAGAUCCACAUCAUCGACGAUAACCCCAUAGUGAAAAUAAAUGGAAAAAUACAUGUUAUAGCCCUGUGUUGCAAUGGGAUAGGAUAGAGGUAUUUUAACUGCUGCCCAAUGUUAAGAAAUGUCUUAUUGGUGUCCUGUCCAGAUGUAUAUUAUUACCUGCUUGAUACUGUUGCGAUUUUAGCAAUUGAAUAUUCAGCCAUCUGAUUUGUUCUCCUCUCGGGGAAGGAACAGGAAAGCAAUUCUGAUUGAAUUGUUUAAGGUAAAGUGAUUGGAAGUGUUGGUAUCGUCUACCACUUUCAAGCGCAGGGCCCCCACCAACCGUUUGUAAAUGCACUCAAACAUUGAUUUACAUGUACAAAGUAUAUAUUACUAUGACAAAAUAUAUAUAUUUAGUAUGCCCACAAGUGAAGACAUCCAUACAAAACGACUGUACAAUCAACACUCUAACGCACAAGCUAGCAGUGAUUUAUUUUUAAGCAUGACUGGGUAUGUCACAGACAAGCUGAGACCUUAUACACUGGAACAACUUCAAUGCUACGCUAAGCUUAGGCUAUAGGUGGGGGCACAAAAAAACUGAACUCAUCAUGCAGUGGGUCUGCUUACCCACAAUCUGCCCCGCCUACCUUGCGAGCAAAACAUUUUAGUGCUCCUCCCUCAUGACGGUGAAGAGAACACAUUUUAGUUUUAAAGUUAAUUUCCUGCAAUUCUACACUUUUUGCCAUAGGGCGGAGGCAAAUGUUUGCAGUUUUUAAUAUGGUAACUGAUUAUCAACCGGUCGGUCAUUCGACCACGCUUUCUACAAGUUUGGUAAUUAAGCUGACCUGGGCUAAUUGACUGCUGAUGCACUUUGUCUUUUAUUGUAACUCACAACAGUAAGUUGAGACCCCAUCCCUGGUCUAGUCAUAUGUACUGUCCUCCCCUCCACCAAAUCAGCAUGAUUCAAGACAUCUGAGUGGAAACUUUGUCUAAAAUGUGCUUUGCAUCCCACAAUAGUUGGAAUAUCAAAACAAUUAAAAUUGUGCUCCUUGUGUGGGCAGUACUUUCUUCAACGGUAACAUUUGUGGGUUACUCUUUAUAACUUCAAUGAAUAAACCAUUGUAAAUGUUUUAAACGCUUAUAUACAUCUGACUGUCUACUAAUAAUGAAAUACUUAGUUUUAAACUAUUUAUAUAUGGUUAUUCGUGAAUGUUAUUAGUCUUACCCAUUUGAUUACUAAUAAGGCCAUUAUAACGUUUCACUCAACUAAGCUCUGUUAUUCAUCUUUUUUUUCAUGUUUCUAUCACAGUCCUUUUGUAUGAUGACGACUUCUCUAAUGUGACACUUUUAUUAAACAAACGUUCAGAAGGAAUUAGAGAAGGAAAGCUUUUUUUUUUGUUUUGCGAUUUCUGAGUGACAGUUUUGUCCAUUCCUUACCUUACAACUCAAAUCAGUGAAAUAGAGAGAGGAGAGUUGAGGACUCUGAGACAAAAUGGGGUGAUUUAUCAUAAGUUGCACAAUAUGUCAAAGUAGCACAGAGAUAAAGGAGGUAAGAUAUAUUGGGGCAUAAGGUUUUCACACACUUCUACACUCUUCAAAGGGUUUGCUCUUCCCUGGGCAUGUGUGUGUGUGUGUGUGUGUGUGUGUGGAGCCAUCUAUUUUCAAUUACUCUUGAGACUCAAAUGUCAACCAUACAAUCAGUUUUUCUUAUUUUUCCCUUCAAUAUGUGACUCAUACCAGUGAAUGAUUGUCUGCAUUGAAAUGACAUUAUUUCAGUAUUUUCAAUAUUAAUAGAAAACUAAGCAUUAACACAAGGUAUGCGAUUUAAUGGUAUGGAGUCUUAGGUCUAAAUUAUGUUUUCAGUUGUUUGGAAUACACAAUGUUCCUUGAAAUUAUUGUUAAUACUGUUUAACUGAAAGUUGAUUGUAAUAGAAUUUACGACAUUCUGGUGUGCAGAACUCAUUUCAUUCCCUUCUCUACAUCUUAAAAGGGUGAAGCUGUAAACAAUAUUGUCAUAAAUGCAAACUUAUUUCAAUGUUUUUUUUAACACUUUAGGACCUUCUAUUCUUUUAUAUGUAUAAAUUAAAACAAAAAUAUUGUAGCCUAUUUCCAGAUAAUGUUUCCGAAACAUUUUCCCGAUUUUUGUUUUAUUACAAUUUCAAAGUGAUUUAAGCCCAUACGACAUUAAUAAAUUGUAAUUGUUCCUA
This is a messenger RNA of Oncorhynchus keta (chum salmon), 4695 nucleotides long. Its product is annotated as oxysterols receptor LXR-alpha-like. The coding region runs from base 573 to 1976 and encodes 467 amino acids. The transcript is spliced from 11 exons. Gene Ontology annotation, biological process: cell differentiation; negative regulation of transcription by RNA polymerase II; lipid metabolic process. The record is from RefSeq and is a predicted model, not a curated record. Gene Ontology annotation, molecular function: RNA polymerase II cis-regulatory region sequence-specific DNA binding; zinc ion binding; nuclear receptor activity. NCBI's taxonomy places the organism in Eukaryota, Metazoa, Chordata, Actinopteri, Salmoniformes, Salmonidae.